Molecule: messenger RNA, 3736 nt
Organism: Oncorhynchus mykiss (rainbow trout)
Lineage: Eukaryota; Metazoa; Chordata; Actinopteri; Salmoniformes; Salmonidae
Product: nectin-3-like protein
Biological process (GO): homophilic cell-cell adhesion; heterophilic cell-cell adhesion
Cellular component (GO): adherens junction; apical junction complex
Source: RefSeq, a predicted model, not a curated record
UCAGGUGAGCUCCCCUUAUCGCUGCUCUAGUGGUACAGUCCAAUCGCAGUUAGGAGUUGUUGCUGAGGAGGUUUCAUGGUCCGGCGGACAGACAAACGUGUUCGGUGAAAGACGGAUCUACUUUCAAAAUGUUCCUGCCUUGCCUCAGGAAUUACCCGCUUCAUAAGAGACAGCAUGCUGUAUUUAUUUUUCUUCUGUACAGCUUGACAGGUGUGGGGGGCAGUCAGGUGUUGGUGCCCCAGAAGGUGAGUGCUGUAUUGGGGAAGAACGUGACGUUGGGCUGUAGUGUGGAGGUGGAGGCCAACCUGAGUUUUACCCAGAGUUCCUGGGAGCGUCGGCUGCCCACAGGCUCGGUGACGGUGGCGGUGUACAACCCCGUGUUCGGUAUCUCCAUCCCCCCGGACUACGUUCGCCGCCUGUCCUUCCGCUCACCCUCCUCCCAUGACGCCACCAUCGUACUGGAGGACGUGGGCUUCACAGACAUUGGAGUGUACACCUGCAAGGUGGCCACCUUCCCCCUGGGCAACACACAGGCCUCCACCACUGUCAGCGUGCUUGUGGAGCCCAAGGUGUAUGUGUCGGCUGGCUCGGUGGCUCUGAUCGAUGAGGGCAAUGAGACGGUGGUGGCUACCUGCAUCGCUGAGCGGGCCCUCCCCCCUGCCGAAGUCUCCUGGGAGACGGACCUGUUUGGCCAUUCAGAGGUGACGAUGCAGGAAGAGGCCAACGGCACCACCAGCACCCAAGUGCACUACCUGUGGCAGCCCACCCGCCACGUCCAGGGUCAAGCCCUCACCUGUGUGGUGCGCCAUCCUGCCCUGCACACAGACUUUAGGAUCCCCUACCAGCUCAAUGUGGAGUAUGCCCCAGACAUUGUGGUGGUAGGUUAUGAUGGUGACUGGCACGUGGGCCGCGAGAGCGUCCUGCUGACCUGCAAAGCCAAGGCAAACCCACCAGCCCACCACUUCAGAUGGAUCAGACUGGACGGGGACAUGCCAGAGGGGGUGGAGAUACUGAACAGCACGUUGCUGUUUCUGAGGCCCCUCCAAAGGAAUGACUCUGGAGUCUACAGGUGUGAGGUUGCCAAUGCCAUCAACCUACGCAGCAGGGACCUGCGGAUACGCAUACAAGAUCCUCCCACCACCUCCAUGCCCUCCACCACCCCUGCGCCUGUCCUAACUGGCUCUGCCUCCUCCUCCACCUCUGUGGGAGACAAGCAACGGGUCCUCUUCACCUCCCCCACCCUAGCAGCCCUGCCCCCUGCCAACCAACUGGGCACCAUCGUGGGCGGCGCUGUGGGCGGAGCCUUGUUCCUCCUGCUGCUGCUAGUGCUGGGCGGGGUCUGUUACCUCCGACAACGACAGACCUUCCGCGGGGACUACUACACCAAGCAGUACCUAGGGCCUUCAGACAUGCAGAAGGCUCCUCCACAGCACGAGCUCCACCCCUCCAAGCCUGCCAAUAAUGUUUUUGUAGACAAGGACCGCGAGGAGUGGGGCGACCGCGAACGCAACCACGAGCGGGACCGCGAGCGCCUCCACCUGCAUCCAACAUCAACAACCAUCAUGAACAGCCACAACCACAGAGAGCCAGAGCGCCAGUCCAAUGGCCGCACGAGGGCGACGAGAAAUGGAGAACACCAUGACCACGACCACCUGCGUAGCUACCCCAGCCCCCACCAGACUAGCCAUGCCAGAUACACUGCCCCACCACACCCGCUGAGCAACGGUUCCCCCUACUUGUCGGAUGACUGCUAUGACAGUGGGGCCGAGGGGGACUAUGUCUCUCAUAUGGACGGCUCCGUGAUCUCACGCAGGGAGUGGUACGUCUGACCCCACCACCACCACCAGGCACGCUACCCUGCCAACAGACUCUGCCACCAGAGAGAAGAGAGACAACGCUGCAGAAAUCACAGGAGGAUUUCAUACAUUAUUCAACAAAAGAGAAUACUCACACGUUCUGCCUCUCUCUCUCAAGCUGUCAUACAUUUUGGCAUCAUAUCCUUAGUUCCCUCUCUUUUUCAACAUGGUUUGUCAUUUCUCAGUUAUUUUCCCUUGAUUUUGGUCGUCAUCAUGGAAGGUGUGUGGAUUGCCUAGCCACACUGUGGACAUGCCUUCAUUCUGCACUAGAGGGCAAAUCUGUGUUUACUAGCUAAUGUGGGGAGGGGAGGCUUUCCCCAAAGAAAGAUUAAGUAGGAAGGGGAGAGAGAAAUCAAAAAGGAGUAUUUCUGGCACAUACAAUAUUAUUUGGUACAGUACGUGGAUAGCAUGGCUACAAAUCACACAACAUUAUACCCAUUAUGUGCUGUUCCACACUGUGUGUGUGUGUGUGUGUGUGUGUGUGUGUGUGUGUUUUAUGAGUACCAGUGCCAACUUUGUGAGUAGAUGCUGUCAUUGCAGCAGGAUGUCAUAGGCUAGAACUAAGUCUGCAAUGUUAUGUAUCAGUGUGGUGGUCUGUCUCACUGUCUCAGAUAGCGGUACCAUAAUGAUAACUAAUGAGUUAGAACUGGGUUUUAGUUAACCUUUCUUAUUUUUUCAUGCAGUGAUUUUCAGCCCUAUAUAGAAUAUUUAAAAAAUAUGACAGAUGAGGGUACGGCUGUAUAUUGUAAGAGGAGUUGCAUGCAUUCUGUAAGCACCCUCUCCUCUUUAAUUAUUUGUGCUUUAGUAUGCAUUAAUUUAUAAUCUGAAAUGCCCGUAGUAAUAGAAUACGAUUAGUAGACUGCAGGGUCCCAUGUAGCUCAGUUGGUAGAGCAUGGUGCUUACAACGCCAGUGUUGUGGGUUCUAUUCCCACUGGGGACCCGUAUGAAAAUAUAUGCACUCACUACUGUAAGUCACUCUGUAUAAGAUCGUCUGCUAAAUGACAAAACAUUUCAAAUGUAGACUUUAUAUUUAUGGCUGUCUAGAAAACAGUGAAUGGGGCAUAAUAAUUGUUGCUUCAGUUUUUUCCUCUGUAAUACAGUGAAGUAAAUGGAGAUUAUUCAUGGUUCUCUGUCGUCUAGUGAAAUUUCCUGUUACUCACUGCUCUGGGUUCAGUUAUGUGACCGGUGCCUUAUCCCAGAAGAGUAGUAAAGUAAUUAAAAAAACAAUGAUAAUGUUAUUUUUACAGACAAGUGCAAGGUCUGUUUGGUCCUCUGUUGAGAUAUUUGUUUGUUGCCUUUGUUUUCUACUUUUCUUCCACUGUGUUUUGAUUGAGGGAUUAUUUUUGUGCCAUAUCCUCUUUUCUGUCUCUAAGCCAUGAAGUUUGACGAUAGCAUUAUUUUUGCUCACAUAAUGAAUGACAUUUGCAACAUCUUCAAGUUGCAAAACACCUGAACAAAGCUGAUGUAAGCUAAAAGGGCGAUAAUUUAAUUAUUGCACAGUUCCUAUAUGUCCGUUUUCGGUUAGCAUCGUUAAGUGUGCAUGGUAUAUAAGAAAAUAACGGUGGGGAUUUCCAGAUUCCAGAAUGUUUUGUUUCAUUCUUGUACAAAGUGAGAGAACGGAGAGUGAAGCGCACUAGUGCACCUCACCAGGGUCGAUCUCCAACCGUAUUUCACAUUCUCCUUGCAAGCACCUUCAUGUUAUUCAUGUUUGUUUUGUAUGCAAGAGAAGAGCUAAUGUAAGAAAAGGAAAAAAAAAAAUAAUGCAAGAAAAAAUUGAACAUAAUCACAUGCUGUAUCAUCAAGCAUUAUUAUUAACAAGCAUUAUUUUGUAAAUCUUUUUUGAGAUAUUUUUGUUUUCAAUAAAGCACCUUUUUUCUGUG